Opisthorchis viverrini is the source of this 699-nucleotide messenger RNA. RefSeq lists its product as hypothetical. The transcript has a single exon. The record is from RefSeq and is a predicted model, not a curated record. The coding region runs from base 1 to 699 and encodes 232 amino acids. NCBI's taxonomy places the organism in Eukaryota, Metazoa, Platyhelminthes, Trematoda, Opisthorchiida, Opisthorchiidae.
AUGAUUGGUCUAGCGACGAGCGUCAGUUUGUGGCUGCCAUCAGCCGGUGAACACACAAAACAGGAAUGGAACAUAAAUGGGAGACAUCUAAGACAAAAGACAACUCAACUUGAGUUGAUGUGUACAGUGAACCGACUCGUGCUUACUAACCAAUCGAGUACCGGUUCCAGCCCGUUCCAGGGUAGGAAUAUGCCAAAGGGAACCCAGUUAACUACAACGGAACGGUUUCGUAUUUUGGCAUUGAAACAAGUUGGAAAAAGUCUACGACAAAUUGCCCGAACCGUUGGGCGCAGUAAGACAGCGGUAUCCCAAUGUUUACAGUUUCCAGCUACGGAAAGAAGAAAGAAACGGAGUGGGAGAAAAUGUGCUCUAUCAAGGGAACAGUUAGACAGAUUAUACGCGAAAGCUUCUUCGAAUUCCAGCUUGAGCUGUCAGGACCUGAAAGAGGAGCUGAAUCUGCCUAUUUCCCGCCGUCAGAUAAGCCGUAUACUGAAGAAACUCUCCGUACCACGUGAUCCAGCCAUAAAACGAUCAUCAGAUAGCAGAAAGGAGGACGGAUUGCGUAAGGACCUAAAAGCAAAUACCAUUCAGGCCUUGUGGACAAUACUGACAAACUCCGUUGCUACCAACGGAUCGACUGACUCUGCAGAGCCGACCACAACAACGCUAGACUCUGAAGAAAAUAGUGUACCGCGAUGA